Molecule: messenger RNA, 489 nt
Organism: Eptesicus fuscus (big brown bat)
Lineage: Eukaryota; Metazoa; Chordata; Mammalia; Chiroptera; Vespertilionidae
Product: 60S ribosomal protein L26-like
Exons: 1
Coding region: 1-489 (162 amino acids)
Biological process (GO): cytoplasmic translation; ribosomal large subunit biogenesis
Cellular component (GO): cytosolic large ribosomal subunit
Molecular function (GO): RNA binding; structural constituent of ribosome
Source: RefSeq, a predicted model, not a curated record
AUGCAGAGAAACACAUUUAAAGACGCGGCCACCGUAGAAGCGCCAGCCGUCAAAACGAAGUUCAAUCCCUUUGUGACUUCUGACCGGAGCAAGAACCGUAGAAGGCAUUUCAGUGCACCGUCCCACAUUCAAAGGAAGAUUAUGUCCUCUCUUUCCAAAGAGCUGAGACAGAAGUACAACGUUCGAUCCGUGCCCAUCCGAGAGGAUGAUAAAGCUCGGGUUGUUCGAGGGCAUUACAAAGGGCAGCAAAUGGGCAAACUAGCCCCAGUUUACAGGAAGACAUAUGCCAGGUACACUGAACGAGUGCAACGGGAGAAAGCUAACGGUACAACUGUUCAUGCGGGCAUUCACCCCAGCAAGGUGGUGAUCACUAGACUAAAGCUAGACAAAGACCAAAAAAAGAUCCUUGAACGUAAAGCCAAAUCUCACCAAGUAAAAAAGGAAAAGAGAAAAUACAAGGAAGACACAAUUGAGAAGAUGCAGGAAUAA